CAUGUCGGCCGCGCCCGGCCUCCUGCACCAGGAGCUGUCCUGCCCGCUGUGCCUGCAGCUGUUCGAUGCGCCCGUGACGGCCGAGUGCGGACACAGCUUCUGCCGCUCGUGCCUGACCCGUGUGGCCGGGGAGCCGGCGGCUGACGGUACCGUGAACUGUCCCUGCUGCCAGGCGCCCACGCGGCCGCAGGCGCUCAGCACCAACCUGCAGCUGGCGCGCUUGGUGGAGGGACUGGCGCAGGUGCCACAGGGCCACUGCGAGGAGCACCUGGACCCACUGAGCAUCUACUGCGAGCAGGACCGUGUGCUCGUGUGCGGCGUGUGCGCCUCGCUCGGGUCGCACCGUGGCCACCGCCUGCUGCCCGCUGCCGAGGCCCACUCGCGCCUCAAGUCGCAGCUCCCCCAGCAGAAGCUGCAGCUACAGGAGGCAUGCAUGCGUAAGGAGAAGAGCGUGGCCACGCUGGAACACCAGCUCGCAGAGGUGGAGGAGACAGUGCGGCAGUUCCGGGGAGCCGUGGGGGAGCAGCUAGGCAAGAUGCGGCUGUUUCUGGCAGCCCUGGAGAGCUCACUGGAGCGUGAGGCAGAGCGUGUGCGGGCUGAGGCUGGCCUGGCCUUGCGGCGGGAGCUGGGUGGCCUAAACUCAUACCUGGAGCAGCUGCGGCAGAUGGAGAAGGUGCUGGAGGAGGUGGCUGACAAGCCACAGACUGAGUUCCUCAUGAAAUACUGCCUGGUGACCAGCAGACUACAAAAGACCAUGGCGGAGUCACCCCUGCCUGCCCGACUGGACAUCCAGCUGCCUGUCAUUUCAGAUGACUUCAAGUUCCAGGUGUGGAGGAAGAUGUUCCGAGCUCUGAUGCCAGAAUUGGAGGAGCUGACUUUUGACCAAAGCUCAGCGCACCCGAGCUUAGUGGUGUCACCCUCUGGUCGCCGGGUGGAGUGCUCGGAGCAGAAGGCACCGCCUGCCGGGGAGGACCCACGCCAGUUCGACAAGGCGGUGGCCGUCGUGGCGCAGCAGCUGCUGGCGGAUGGCGAGCACUAUUGGGAGGUGGAGGUGGGCGACAAGCCGCGCUGGGCACUGGGCGUGAUGGCAGCCGAGGCCAGCCGCCGGGGCCGCCUGCACGCCGUGCCCUCGCAGGGUCUGUGGCUGCUGGGGCUGCGCGACGGCAAGACCCUGGAGGCGCACGUGGAGGCCAAGGAACCGCGCGCGCUGCGCGCCCAGGAGCGGCGGCCCACGCGUCUAGGCCUCUACCUUAGCUUCGCCGAUGGCGUCCUCGCCUUCUACGACGCCAGCAACGCCGACGCACUCGAGCUGCUCUUUGCCUUCCACGAGCGCCUGCCGGGGCCCGUGUACCCCUUCUUCGAUGUGUGCUGGCAUGACAAGGGCAAGAAUGCGCAGCCGCUGCUGCUCGUGGGGCGCGAGGGCCAGGAAGCCUGAGGGAAGAGGGCAGUG
This is a messenger RNA of Ochotona curzoniae (black-lipped pika), 1450 nucleotides long. It is a transcript of the gene TRIM72, whose product is annotated as tripartite motif containing 72. The transcript has 6 exons. The record is from RefSeq and is a predicted model, not a curated record. Bases 2 to 1435 code for a protein of 477 amino acids. Gene Ontology annotation, molecular function: zinc ion binding; protein binding. Lineage: Eukaryota; Metazoa; Chordata; Mammalia; Lagomorpha; Ochotonidae.